CACUUACUUCUCCCUCCCCUAAACCAUUAAGAUGCUGCAGCCAUGAUGCCUGCGCAUGCGAAGUGCGAUGGAUCAUAACGUGGAGAUCCGCAAUCUAGCAUUGGAGUUAUCCGACCUGGAGGUCGCUCUGUUUCUAUGUCUUGCAGUCCAUGAGCAUUGUCGAGUCGAGACGGCCGACACCAAUGUCCAUGACGUUGCUAAAGAGCUCGCCCUGAUCUGCCCCAACACCUUUGGACUGACUCAGGUUAUCGUCGACUGUUCCUACGCGACCACGUUUGACACAUUCCUCUCAGAAAUAUCUACACCGCAGAGCGGGAAUGGUCGGACAAAACCGUCAAGGUCUCCUGGACAAACGUUCCAGAUCCCCAAUGUCAUCAUAGCGAAGAACUUCAACCACGUCGGAGAUGAGAUCCAGCGCUCAGUGCUCGAGCUGAUGCGCUCGAAGCGACUGUCCCUGCAGACUGGAAUCUGGGAAGCACCAACAGACUUCCUCUUUGUGCCGUUGAUAGCGCGCACGGGGGAACGAGACCAACCCUCAUUGAAUUCUCAUUUGAAUGACCACCUCUUCAUCUCCCACUACCAGGACCCCGAGGACGGCUACGUCUAUCUCGAGGAAGACACCGACUGGCUCUCGGAGGGACAAGUAUCUGCAUCCUCGGUGAUCCGCAAGUCCGAAGCCCAACCGGAAAAAGGUCAUCCACACAUAGAUCGUGAGCUAUUGGACAAACUCCAGCGAUCCAGCGAAGCUGUCACCGUAGGGGCAGACAUCACCCGCUACCAGCAAGACAUUGUUGUCUUUCUGCGGCUCAGCCGCGCAGUGGCCGGUGGCAUCUCCACGCGUUCGAACCUGCAUUUCAAGGCGUUCUCCAGGUUACUUGCCGUCUUGCAUGGCCUGGACUUCGUCACCCCCUCGCUUGUAGCGUUAGCGGCGAAAAAGGUCUUCCGUCAUCGUAUCGUUAUGGCCAGGCCCGCGGACGACCGAAGCUUGCAGUAUGGGAGUGACCUGGGGGCCGUGGCCAAGGUGCUGGAGUAUGCCAACCCUGAUACGAUUUUGGAAGGUGUACUUACGUUAGAGGCGCCAUUGUGAUUCUCCUGAGCGGUGUCCUCUCCCUAGGUGUUCGAUAAGAGUCAUGAAUGUCGCUAAGAUGUAGAAUGAAUGGUCUUCUGGUCGAUGUAAUCUCUAUGGCUGUCGCUUAUUCCUUGUUCUUCAAACUAG
Molecule: messenger RNA, 1216 nt
Organism: Aspergillus fijiensis CBS 313.89
Lineage: Eukaryota; Fungi; Ascomycota; Eurotiomycetes; Eurotiales; Aspergillaceae
Exons: 6
Coding region: 68-1087 (339 amino acids)
Source: RefSeq, a predicted model, not a curated record